GCAGAGUUCACUGCUGCCAAUAAAAUAUUUUCCUCUUCUCUGAAACGCUGAGGUCACUGAAACCUGCAACAUGAUUGGGAGCCUUAUUUAUUAUGCCCUCUUCCCACUCACAAAACUUAUCGGUAGACUCUCAGAGUCGUGGUGGAAGGUUCAUCCAGGUCAUCCUGUGUUCAUUAAUGGCAAAGAAGUGUGGGAUGGUGGUGGAGCUCCUUUCAGAAGGCUUAGUGAGCAGCAGACAGCCCUGUUGGAUCAGUGGCGCAGCACAGGGAGUGAACCUUUGGAGAAGCCUAAACCUGCUAACCAAGAGAGGGGAAACGCUGAGGGACUGGUGGAGGGUAGAUUUGUUCUGGAGAGGGAGGAGGUAGCUGAGGUGAAGCAGGAGCAGGAGGAGGACUUGCUUCACAAAGACACCGGGAAUAUUUGGUCGGCAGACCCAGCGGGGCCUGAUCCCGAAUCUUCAGAGGAGGCAAGAGCCUUCAGUUCAGUAAUGGAAAAUGAUGCAAGUGACCUACCUGAAGUAAAAAAGGAAGAAACCAUCCUAUCAGGAAAUGAAAAUGAUGGAUUGAACAUUAUGCUGCAUGAAAAAGAGGAAGUAGAGAAGGAGUUGUUCUCUACAAUAGCUGCUCCUGCUCUGGGGAGUGAAGGAGAGGUUAGUUCUGAGGAGGAAAGGAUGAAUCAUAAGGAGAUAGAUGCAAUGACAGCAGAUGCCCAGCCUGAAGAGAAGAGCACAGACACUGGAGAAAGUGAAGCCCAAGUCAAUGAGGGCAGCAGUGUGUUUAAUCUAAGCGCACUGCUUGCAGAUGGUCAUGCAGAGUCCCUGAAUAGUUUUACACAGUUUCAGUCUGUGCCUGCUGGCUGGCAUUUCCCUGUGGGUCUUGGGUUGUCUGAGGCGGUAUGUUAUCCCUCAGUGCAGUUUCCUGGCAUGAGCUACUACCCUGCAUUUCAAGAGAAUAACAAUCUUGAAGUGAUGUGGAGAGUGUGGGAGGACCUCAGUGAAACCGCUCCCUAUUCUAUAGCACCACCCACAGCUUGCGCAGACCUCUGUAAUAAGUUCGCCUUCACUGUUAUGUCGUACAAUAUCCUGGCCCAAGACCUACUAGAGGCUAACUCUGAGCUGUAUCUGCACUGUUCAGAGGGCAUGCUAGCAUGGGAGAAUCGUCUUCAUGCUAUCCUAAAGGAGCUUCAGACCUGGGAGCCCGAUAUUGUUUGUCUUCAAGAGGUCCAAGAGAAUCACUUUCUGGAGCAAAUACAUCCAGUCCUGACUGAGAUGGGCUACAUUUGUGUUUACAAGCAGCGCACAGGCACCAAAACGGACGGCUGUGCAGUGUGUUACCACGGUGAUCGCUUCAUACAGCUGUCUGUCAGUCUGCUGGAGUUCCGGCGCCAUGACUGUGAGCUCCUGGACCGGGACAAUGUGGGGAUUGUGCUGCUCCUCCAGCCAAUCAGUGAACAUGGAGAAGGCCUGCAGUUUAGCCCCAUCUGUGUGGCCAACACACACCUGUUAUUUAACCCUAGAAGAGGAGAUGUGAAACUGGCUCAGCUGGCCAUAAUGCUGGCAGAGAUUGACAGUGUGAUCAGGCAGUGUAAGACCAAAGGAAGUGACUGUGAGGUCGUUCUGUGUGGGGACUUAAAUUCCUUACCCAACAUGCCCCUGUACCAGCUAAUCGCCACUGGCCAGCUGUACUACCAUGGACUGCCAGCUUGGAUGGUGUCUGGUCAGGAGGACUUGUCAUACAAAAUCCAUCACAGAAGGCUAUACGCCCCCCUGUGGCCCAGCAGCCUGGGAAUCAAUGACAACUGUCAGUACUCGUCUGUCUGUGAACCUCACACAAGAUCAUCAGGGAAACUCCAGUACAACCAUGACUUCCUCCGGCAGCUGCGCUACUGUCAGGCAGCUUGUGUGCGGCCUGCGGAUCUGGAAUUCAUACCCGGCGUCACCGACAACAAACCAAAUCCUGAAGAAAAGCAGUUAUUUUCUCCAAGCAGGUUCAGAAACACUAUAUGUCAUGAAUUAAACCUGAGUUCAGUGUACAGCCCAUACAUAGCUGAUACUGAGCGCUGUGCAGUCACCACAUUACACUCGGAGGGAGCUGCCAUGGUCGACUAUAUCUUUUACUCUUCAAGACGGGGCUUCUCGGAGGACCAUAAAGAGGGGAGGAAUGGUCUGAAGUUGCUUGGCCGUCUCGCUCUACUGUCUGAGGCAGACCUCUGGUCGAUGAAUGGACUCCCAAAUGAAAUGUUCCCCUCAGAUCACCUCAGUCUGCUGGCCAAGUUUCAGCUCGGCUAACUGUUUAGGGCACCAGCCAGUGAGACGCAGUAAGAGGUACUCAGAUGGUUCCAAAUUCAGAGUUAGCUUGUGCUUGGACUGAUAUUCUUUGAGGCCUUAAUCAGGAUGUUUAUGGUUCUGUGCAUUCGAAGUCUUUUCUUCCUGGCAAAGGUAAUGGCCAAAAGCUGAAGGUUUUCUAUUGUUUUAAAUUUUUCCUUACGUUGACUGGUGAAGUCAUAAAAACAUUUUUAGUCAGAUGCCCUUUUUAUACUCUCUGAUAGCUUAGAAUAUUAGAGUUGGUUUUAAAUCUUGAGUUGAACCAAGAUGGUAUUGAAAUUGGGCAUUCAGAUGUUAAAUAUGGGGUUAAGGGCAUUACUUUGGCAAAUAGAACGUACCAUGGAAGAAAGAAUUUUUGCAGUUUUGUCACCAAAAUGUGUUUUCAGUCUGAAAAGUGUUGAAUGUACAUAAUGGUGUGUAAUUUAUUUUUGAGACUAUGUGCUUUUGUUUUGAGCGGCUUAUUAUUCUUUCAGUGGAAGAAAAAAAAGUAAAUAACUUGCCAAAAA
This is a messenger RNA of Colossoma macropomum (tambaqui), 2829 nucleotides long. It is a transcript of the gene angel1, whose product is annotated as angel homolog 1 (Drosophila). Bases 71 to 2287 code for a protein of 738 amino acids. The record is from RefSeq and is a predicted model, not a curated record. The transcript is spliced from 10 exons. Lineage: Eukaryota; Metazoa; Chordata; Actinopteri; Characiformes; Serrasalmidae. Gene Ontology annotation, molecular function: 3'-5'-RNA exonuclease activity.